Molecule: messenger RNA, 6044 nt
Organism: Mytilus californianus (California mussel)
Lineage: Eukaryota; Metazoa; Mollusca; Bivalvia; Mytilida; Mytilidae
Product: GPI ethanolamine phosphate transferase 2-like
Exons: 11
Coding region: 2783-5383 (866 amino acids)
Biological process (GO): GPI anchor biosynthetic process
Cellular component (GO): endoplasmic reticulum membrane
Source: RefSeq, a predicted model, not a curated record
UUUAUACUGAGCAUUUAUACUCUUUCACAAUCUUUUCUUAGGUCAAUUUAACAGAUACUUGUAUAUAUAUUGUAAUUUCGCUUGUCAAGUUUACUGUCCCUAAAAUUUGUUUUCCUAGCUCAGUCAUGUCAGUUAUAUAUUGACUUUAUUGUCAUAUAUGGGUAAAAUUAUGUAAACUUGUCCAAUUUGCUACAGUACACUUGGUACAGGUAAACCAAAUUAAGUUUUUAAAUAUCUGCAUAGAUGAUACAUUUACGAUGUCACUAUGCUUGUGUUAUUACAUCACAGUUAGAGUUGAUAGUUAAAUGAUAUUAUUUACCCUGAUUGACCAGAAAAAUAGCCUUUUAAUAAAUUUUGUAGGGAAAAAAAGGAUCCUAAAAUCACACCUCCUCUUUGCAUUAAAUUUAGUAAUGCCAAAAUAUUCAAAUGAUGAACAACAAUAAAAGCGCUGUUCCAUUGCUUUUUGUGUUUUUUGCUGUGCACAUAUGGAUUUUGUGUCAUGGAUGAAUACAUACACCAUAUCCUUUCCUUUCUAUUAAAAAAUCUCUAAAGAGGACUGGAUAUUCUCUUUAUCAUAAAUCCUGGUAGUCAGACUUUGAAGGGAAUUGAACCAAGAUUAACUUUGUGAUAUCUUUAUUCCCCCAAAAGUGAAAUUUUCUUUCAAAUUUUGUAUUAAAAUCUGUCCUCAAAUUAAGUACAUUUAUAAAGAGAGUUUAUUUCCCUUUGGCAUUCAAAAUCUUACUUCUAUUUUUUUUUUAAAUUCAUUUCUUGAAUCAUAAUCUGAUAGUGCUGGUUGGACAACAAAGCAACAAAGGGUAAAUAUGAGAUUUGAAAAAUAUAUAUAUAUAUAUAUAUAUCAAUUUCUGAGUGGCAGGAAUGAGCAUAGCUGGGAUAGGUAACUAUUUUCAGCUUCUUGAUAUAUGAUGAGGUCGAGAAUUUAAGAUGAAAUAAAUGCAUCAGCUAUUUGUCAAAUCUAUUUUAAAUUAAUUCAUGAAAUAGUAUAAUCAUGAUAGCUAUAGAUAUCAUAUCACAAGCUUGUUGGAAAAAAUCUUUAUAUUUAUAAUGAAUACUAUUAUAUGUACAUGUGUAGUCACAUUUUUGUACUUCCAGCAUUUACACUAAUAAAUAGUUCUGUUUAAAUCAACAGAUAUACAAGGUAGCUUAUCCUGACUCGUUGCUAACAAGUAAUUAAUCUCUAAACUGGUUUACCUAUGGACCAUAUCUCAGAUGGAAAUGAAUAGGAAGUGUGUCUAUCAUGUCUAUUGAUAAAUAUAAUAUACAAAAUUACAAAAUUAUAGUAAUGAGCUAACAAUAUUAAGCUCACUCUCUUUAAGACAUCUGAUAUUUGAUAUAUUAUAACAUUGCUCUCUUAUGAUUAUUAUAGUAUUAAUUAAUGGGUGUUUUUAUAAUGGCCCUGUUAUAUGUCCAAGGUCUGUUUUAGUGGUUGAGUAUACCCAUAAUGGCAUGAGGCAAUGUCAUUACAGCCUCAGAGGCCAUUAUUACUGACCAAGGACAAAUAACAGGGUCAUUUUGAAAACACCCAUUUCUUUAACACUUUUAUUAACCAAACCGUCGAUGUGUAAUAUUUAACCAAACCAAAUCAUUUUUUUUUGUGGUGAAAUUGUAUAUAUAUAAUUAUGCCAAAUGCAAUAUUAAAAAGAAAUUUUAAAGUGAUGUGAUGGAAUAUUGUUUGAUUUUGAUUGAUUUUUGGUGUUUUAACGCCACUUUUAAGCACCGCUUUUUGGCUAUUUCGUGGCGGCCAGUUUUUAUUGGUGGUGGAAGCCAUAGUGCCAGGAGAAAACCACCGACCUUCGAUAGGAAAACUGACAAUCCUAGUCAAUUAAGAUUGGAAUCGAGUGCAGCCGCACAAGCAGGGUUCGAACUCACAACCUCAGUGUUGACUGGCUAGUGAUUACAGUAGUAACUACUUAGACCACUCGGCCACCGAGGCCCUAUGUGAUGGAAUAACAUGUAAAUGUAAAUAAUAUAGUUUUAUUGUUGUCCUAUUCAAAGCAAUUUAUGGCAUACAAAGUACAAGGUUUCAUUCUGUUUUUUUAAAACUCAAAAUUAAAUAAAUUAAUACACAUCAUGGAAUGUAUUAUAAAUUGACAACUGGGUCAAAUAAGAUAAGUCAUGAUUCUUGGAAACUUUCAAUUUCUUGAUGUUUCUUUUCCCUAGAAAUGUAUUUGAAUUUAUAACAACUGAAAAUCCUUCAUAGCCCUGAUUAUUCAUAAUGGUCCUGUUUUUUCAUAAUGGCCCUGUUUAUUCAUAAUGGCCCUGUAUUAAUGCCCUGUUAGUCUGUAAUGGACUAGUUUUGCUUUUAUUAAUAAAGGGGCUGUUUCAUAUAUACAUAAAUUGAUAAUGCACUAAACUGGUUAAUAAUGUCUUAUUAUAGAAAAGAACUUGGAAUAGUUGAGCAUGAGAUAAUAUUCAAUUAAUAUUUUUGAAAAUAUUCUUAAUUGAAAUAUCUUUUUUUGUUGUUUUGCAUAGUCACAGUUUACAAAAGGUCUUCAACAGCAAGCUAAUUAAAACUAUUAUUUCCUUAGAGGACUUAAGUAGCACAAUUUUUUUUCUGGAAACAAAUAUAUUGUACAUGUUAUGCCAUGUUUUUGAUAAAUUUAGGGGUAGGGAAACUGAAUCCGUUAACAUCUCCUUCCAAAUAAAAAGUUACAGAAUGCCACUUAGCAUCAAAGGUUUAUGUGAUUACAUAUAAUAGUAUAUGUGUUGAACUGCUUUGUAGGCAUUGACAACUGGCAGCAUCCCAGGGUUUGUAGAUGUAGUUAUGAACUUUGGUUCUUCAUCCUUGACAGAGGACAAUGUCAUGACACAAAUGAAGCAUCAUGGGAAAAGGAUGGUAUUUUAUGGAGAUGACACAUGGCUUAAUCUAUUUCCUGACCAUUUUGUCAGAUAUGAAGGGACAACUUCAUUCUUUGUAACUGACUAUACAGAGGUUGAUAAUAAUGUGACACGUCACCUUGAAAAAGAGCUCUCUGAACUUGAUUUUGAGGUGAUGGUAUUACACUAUCUUGGACUUGACCACAUAGGACACAUAGCUGGUCCUUUCAGUCCACUCAUAGGUCCAAAACUAAAAGAAAUGGAUGAUAUUAUUAGAAACAUUUAUCAGGAAUUGAGUAAGAAGGAUGUACCCAGUUUAGUCAUUGUUUGUGGUGAUCAUGGUAUGAGUGACCAGGGUGGACAUGGAGGAGCUACUGAGAGUGAGAUAAAGGUACCAGUUAUAUUCCUUAGAACAGGAGUAUUAAGUCCACAGAAGAAAAAGAGAGAUAUUCCUGAUCGUGAAAUUGAACAAAUUGAUUUAGCACCAACAUUGUCCCUACUGUUAGGAACACCUAUACCAAAGAAUAAUCUGGGAACUGUAGUAACAGAUGUAUUUACUGGUUAUAAUAUACAGCAGAAGCUUGUAGCAUUGAUGGUCAAUGGUCUCCAGGUAUCAGAAGUUUUACAACAUAAUGUUGCAGACUAUGAAUUAGAUAAAGGUUAUCUGUUGUAUACCAGAACACACAAAUCAUUUUUAACAUGGAUUAACAGCAACAUGUCAAUAGCUGUGAGUCUAGAACAAGGAUUAUCAUUGAGGAAACAGUUUGAAGAUUCUAUAAGACUGAUGUCAUCAAAAGUGUCAUCAUCGAUUACGCAGUAUGACCUUUAUGGAUUGGUGGUUUCUAUUGUUAUGCUCUGGUUGAUUUUAUUUACAUUAGUCUCCAUGGACAGACACAACAGACAAGAAUGGUUUUCAUGGCAGGCGUUCCUUAUUGUAUUGCUCAUUGGUACAUUUGGUCACAUGACAGUUUGUACAAGUGAUUGGAUUCAUAGUGACCUACUUUGUGAUUCAACGGUCGCAUCAAGAGGAAUUCAGCUAAGCAUGCUGGGAAUAUUUGCUGUGAUGAUGACCUGUGUUAUAUACUCAAUUGUUGGUGGCUCUGUACUUAUCACCUUAUUUUCAACUUUUAAGGCAAUUUGCAGAGGAGGAAGUAUAUCUAUAUUGUUAAAGACUGGUACAGUUAUACACACCUUAAGUUUAUUAUCUAGCAGUUUUGUAGAAGAGGAACAUCAAACAUGGUAUUUUUUCAUAGUAACCAUUCAUAUUCUGAUUAUUAAAAAUAUGUUUGAACAGAUUUUUCAGUCAAAACAUGACAAAAAUUUAAACACUUCUCAAAAAGAGAGCAGUCAAUAUGAAACUGAACCUGUUAAAUAUGACCUAAAAAGAGAUUCAUUGAAAGAAUACCAGUUGCUGAAUAAUGAUAAUAAUGUGGAGAGAGAUUUUAGAGAAAUCCAGCUGCUCCAUUCCAAAAUAUACCAUAAUAAAAACAGUUGUAUCAACGAAAAGCAAGUAUGUAUAUCAAGGAAAGAUCCCAUUCCAUCAAGGAGAAAUAUUGCCAUGGUGAUAGUGGUCUUGUGUUUGUGUCGUCUGAUGAGAAGUUGGAACCAGACUGGAAAUAAAUGGCUGAACAAUCCUGACAUUGGUGAUUGGUUGAUCAGACCAGAGAAUGUAUAUUUGUUGUCAGUUAUAGUGGCUGUGUCCAUAUUAGUAGUGUUCCUGUGUAAAAUGAUGUGGAUGAGUAUUGUACAACAGUUUAUCUAUAGUAUAGGACUAGUGUGUGUCUAUCUUCACAAAUCUGCCAAUGGAUCCCUAGUUCAGAUUUUAUCUCCGUCCGAUAAAAAUGGAUGUUUAGAAGCACAGAUAGUGUACAUAUCUUUACUGUUGUACAUUUUAGUAUCGGUGUGGAAAAAAUUUCAACAAGACAAAGAAAAAUAUUAUAAAAUUUCUUCUGAAGUACAUACAGCAUUUAUUUUAUUACUGCUGGUUUUGUCUAGACCUCAUAACAUUAUAUUGGUUGCCAUGAUGGUUGUACAAGAUCUUUUGAUAGAGUUGUAUAUCUGGCCAACUUUAAACAAAAAUUCUAUAUCUGACUGGACUUUAUAUUUUCUCUGGAUGGGCCAAGGAACAUUUUUUUAUCAGGGAAAUUCUAACAGCAUUUCUACGGUGGAUGUGUCAGCAGGUUACAUUGGUCUCCAUGAUUACCAACCUAUUAUAGUGGGAUGCUUGUUGACCGUGUCAUCAUAUGGUGGAAUUAUUUUCUGGAUGUUGUCAUUGUUAAAACUUAUGUAUUUGAAAAGUCAUCAUUCUAAAGACAAAGACAAUAAGUCAACAAUUAGAAGGUUGAAGAACAGUUUGAUGGAAUGUGUCCAUGUUGUAUGUCUGUUCAGAGCACUUCCUUUAUCAGUCUACACCGUAUUAGUGACAUUUAUGAGAUAUCAUCUGUUUGUAUGGACAGUCUUUUCACCUAAACUUUUGUAUGAAGGCAUGUUAACAGUUGUAUUGUCUGUGAUAUCCUUUAUUCUGUUAUUGUGCAAUAUCAUUUUAUAGAUGAAAAAUAUAUGCCAUUUAUUAAUUUUAAAGGUGAAAAAUAUAUGCCAUUUAUUAAUUUUAAAGGUGAAAAAUAUAUGCCAUUUAUUAAUUUUAUAGAUGAAAAAUAUAUGCCAUUUAUUAAUUUUAUAGAUGAAAAAUAUAUGCCAUUUAUUAAUUUUAUAGAUGAAAAAUAUAUGCCAUCAUUUUUACCAUUCUAUUUAUUUGUUGUUUCAAUACAGUGUACGAAGUUUGCGUGCCAAUAAUUCUUGUAUGAUUUGCAUAAUGAGGAAUCCUUUAUAUUCAUUAAUUACAGACUUUCAACUAGUGAUAUUUGUGGCAGGUUUUUUUCUGUAGACUAUAUACUGAACUACUUUUGUUACCAAAAAAGACAACAUGUUGGCUUGAAUUACAUAAUACACAUGGGAUCCUUAAUUGGAAUGUCCCACCCUCUAAAAUAUCAAUCAUAUUGACAAAUUACUUAUUAACAUCAGUCUUACAUGAUUAAGCAGAAAACUUUGCUACACAACCCAAUACACAAUUCUUGACCUCAUUAAUGAAUACACAAAUGUAUAAUGUUAAAUGUUUUUAAAUGUAUAUAGAAAUUAUAGAUGUAAUCAUUUAUCUAUUUCUUUUGAUCUACACUUGUAAAUUAUGCCUGAAAGAUAAAAAUGAUGAACAA